This is a messenger RNA of Anopheles stephensi (Asian malaria mosquito), 2211 nucleotides long. RefSeq names its product D-2-hydroxyglutarate dehydrogenase, mitochondrial (gene D2hgdh). The record is from RefSeq and is a predicted model, not a curated record. The coding region runs from base 480 to 2042 and encodes 520 amino acids. Gene Ontology annotation, molecular function: FAD binding; catalytic activity. Gene Ontology annotation, cellular component: mitochondrion. Lineage: Eukaryota; Metazoa; Arthropoda; Insecta; Diptera; Culicidae. The transcript is spliced from 5 exons.
GGCUGUCUGGUUGUCGUCGUCGUCGUUGUAUGUAGCGCAUACGCACGCAGAACAGCAGCAGCACACGGUUUCUCGGCGGUGAUAAGAAACAACAAUAAAUAACCGCAAGCAAGUAAACAAAGCAAUCAUUGCUGGGGAACGGUGACUUAAUCAAAUUAAAGGUGUUUACUUUCUUCGGGACCCCCCAUCACUACCGUCCAACACGUCGCUGUGGCUGUGUGUGCAGAAAAUUCGUACCGUGCGGUAAAUGAUAACAGAGCGCAAUAGGUGUUGUUACACAGUUACACAGCUAAUCAGUUGGUGAGCAUCAUUCAACGCAGCAUCAGUGCAAAAUCGUGCCGGGGUUUUUGUGGGGGAUCGCCCUUACUCAUUGAUCAGCUGUGAUAAUCGCUCGUUCUCAACAAAAAUCGAUCGCAUUCCGCUUAUAACAUCCUUUUUCGUCCCUCUAGAAUCAUCGUCAACUCCUCGAUUAAGCCACCAUGCUACUGCGCAGUGCGCUCCGACGCCUUACCCUCCACCGAACCGCCUUACCCUCCACCCCAACGGCCCUUCGCACCUUUGCCUCGAAAAGCCGUGAAGUGCCGGCCCUCACCUGCGAUCGUUUCCCCGUCCAGCGUGGAUCCUUCGCCGAGCUGACGGACGCCGAUGUGGCGGUGUUUCGGGGCAUUCUUGGUGGGCCGGACUCGAGCCGUGUAAUUACCGCGGAAGAUGAGGUGCAGAACUACAACAUUGACUAUUUGCGUAGUGUGCGUGGCUACGGGAGGGUUGUGGUGAAGCCACGGACCACGGCGGAAGUGGCGGAACUGAUGCGCUACUGCAAUGAGCGUCGUUUGGCCGUUUGUCCGCAGGGCGGCAAUACGGGGCUGGUGGGUGGUUCGGUGCCCGUGUUCGAUGAGGUUGUCCUAUCGCUGCAGCUGAUGGACACGAUCGAGCGUAUCGAUGAGUACGCGGGCAUUGUCGUGUGUCAGGCCGGGUGUGUGUUGGCGUCGCUGGAGGAGCAGGUCGGUGCCCGGGGGUUGGUAAUGCCGCUCGAUCUCGGUGCGAAGGGUUCGUGCCAUAUCGGUGGGAAUGUGUCGACGAAUGCGGGCGGUCUGCGGUUGGUGCGGUACGGGAACUUGCACGGAUCCGUGCUCGGUGUUGAAGCGGUAACGGCUGAAGGACGCGUCCUCGAUCUGAUGUCCAACUUCAAGAAGGAUAACACGGGCUACCAUCUGAAGCAUCUCUUCAUCGGCUCCGAAGGGACGCUCGGCAUAAUCACCCGGCUGUCCAUGUUCUGCCCUACCGCGUCCCGUUCGGUUAACGUUGCCUUUCUCGGGCUGAACAGCUACGAUGAUGUUAAGCGAACCUUCCUGGCCGCCAAACGUGGUCUCGGCGAGGUGUUGUCCUCGUGCGAAAUGAUCGAUGCACCGUCGCUCGAUAGUUGUACCCGGUUCUUUGGAUUGCAAUCGCCGAUCGAGAAGUAUCCCUUCUACAUGCUGAUCGAAACGUCCGGAAGUGAUGCGGGCCACGAUGAGGAGAAGCUGACGCGCUUCCUGGAGCAAACGAUGGAGCAGGGCCUGGUGGUGGACGGUACGGUCACGAACGAACCGACCAAAAUGAAGAACAUCUGGAAGCUACGUGAACUGAUAGCGGACAGUCUGCUGAGCGAUGGUUACUGCUUCAAGUACGACAUUUCGCUCCCCCUGGACCAGUUCUACGAUAUUGUGCUGGCCGUGCGCGAGCGUGUCGGUGAUCUGGCCAUCAACGUCACCGGGUACGGGCACGUUGGUGAUUCGAAUCUACAUCUGAACGUUUCCUGUGCCCGUUUUACGCCGGAAAUCUACGGUCUGCUUGAACCGUUCGUGUAUGAGUACACUUCCAAGCUGCGCGGAAGCGUUAGUGCCGAGCACGGGAUCGGCUUUCUCAAGCGCAAGUAUCUACACUACUCAAAGCAGUCGGAACCGCUACGGUUGAUGCGCCAGAUGAAGCAGCUCCUCGACCCGAACGGCAUACUGAACCCGUACAAAGUGCUACCAGCGGAAUCGCCAGAUCAGGCGCGGUAGAACAGUGGAUCAAUUCGCGGACUGGACUGCUCACUUAAUCGGAUGUCGGUAGACGGGUUUACAGGGUUUAACCUUAUUUUGUAAAACUUUUAUACAAACUGUUGCGAAAAAAAAUGUUGAUGAAAUGUAUAUUUUGCUAGCCAUACAAUAAAAUGCAAGAACUCUUUUA